CCUCCUUGUACAAUGUCCAGGGAAACCUUCCCCUUCACUGCGGCCACCCUACGCUCCCUACAAUGGCAGAGGGAACAGCUGGAGUACGAGGACCGCAGGAGGGCCGUGAACCGGCAAUGUCUCACCCGCAGGCUACAGACCGGCCGAAGCGCUUUUCAACCCCCAGCUAGCCAGCGGCGCCACUACUGCCGGGACACUGCCAUCCACAACGCCCUGUACACUGGCGACAUGGAGAGGAUUAAGGUCAUAUUCAAAGAACAGGACUCGGCAGAAGUGGUGGUGGAGACGGUCAGCGAAGAGCUGCAGUGGUCCCCGGACAUAGGUCUCUUCUCCUUAAUACCUAAAAAGUCUCACACCACCCCACUGCGUAUCACCGCCGCUCGAGGAUAUUCAGAGUGCGUGCGCCACUUGAUAUGCCACGGCGCCAACCCCAAUUCUACCGUGGGAGGAAGGGGAGCACUGCAUGACGCCUGCGAGGGAGCGCACACUGAGUGUACCCAGCUGCUGCUGAGCCGUGGAGCCGACCCCAAUCUCCAGAGCGAAGACGGGCAGCUGCCCCUCCACUUCUGUACCAUAAAGGACACUCUGGAAUGUGCAAAGCAACUGCUGGAAUAUGGUGGUAUUGUGAACCUUCCCUGCCAUAACACCCGUGCCAUGCCACUGCAUGUGGCGGCCACCCGCGGUCUGGAAGCCCAUGCAGCGUUGUACUUGAGCCUUGGCGCUGACCCUCGUGCCCUCAAUCGUGAGGGAGAGACACCCGUUAAUGCAGCCUGUGCAGCCGGCGAAUCCCCACAGCACUUUGGGCGAUACCUCAGGGUGGUAGAGAUGCUACUGAAAGCAGGGGGUAAUGCUGGCACUCCUGGGAAGAAAGGCCAUGGGCCCCUGCACAAUGCCAGCUCCAACUGCCAUCUCAAGCUGGUGCAGAUGUUACUCGAUCAUGGGGCAUCUGUCAAUGUGAUCAACAGCGCUGGGUAUACGCCACUGGACUGUGCACUGCAGGUGUGCACUGAUUACCCUGAGUGUCAGCCCCAUCAGUUGGUACAGACAUUACUCAACCAUGGCUCAGUGCCCCCUAGUGUCAAGAUGUGGAGGUACUGUGCGGCAUCACCCCUGACCUUUGAGAUCCUCCUCAACGCCUACGAUCGUAUCCCGCCAGGUGACAUCUGGAUAGCAGCUGUGCCCUCUUCAGUGUGGGAGGAACAUCAGACUUUAUAUGAAUCCAUCUCAGAAGUUUCAAAUCAACCCCGGCGCCUUCAGCACCUCGCUCGCUGUGCUGUCAGAAGUCGAUACGGUAGCCUAUGCUACAAAGCGAUUCUAGAUCUUCAAUUACCCCCGGCGCUGACGGCGUAUCUUCUUCUGCAGCCGGAGGGCAGUAUCCACUAA
Messenger RNA from Nanorana parkeri, 1383 nucleotides. RefSeq names its product ankyrin repeat and SOCS box containing 16 (gene ASB16). Gene Ontology annotation, cellular component: synapse; axon initial segment; membrane. The record is from RefSeq and is a predicted model, not a curated record. Gene Ontology annotation, biological process: intracellular signal transduction; neuronal action potential; negative regulation of delayed rectifier potassium channel activity. Bases 13 to 1383 code for a protein of 456 amino acids. NCBI's taxonomy places the organism in Eukaryota, Metazoa, Chordata, Amphibia, Anura, Dicroglossidae. The transcript has 5 exons. Gene Ontology annotation, molecular function: transmembrane transporter binding.